Petromyzon marinus (sea lamprey) is the source of this 3866-nucleotide messenger RNA. RefSeq names its product retinal dehydrogenase 2. NCBI's taxonomy places the organism in Eukaryota, Metazoa, Chordata, Hyperoartia, Petromyzontiformes, Petromyzontidae. Gene Ontology annotation, molecular function: oxidoreductase activity, acting on the aldehyde or oxo group of donors, NAD or NADP as acceptor. The record is from RefSeq and is a predicted model, not a curated record.
UAUAAGAGAUCGCGCGCGCGCUCCCUCGUCCCGACACAAGGCACCACCCGAGUGAGACAUCCUUCUCGAGAGACAACGCAGAGGGACAGAGACGACGGGCAGAGAGACACGGUGUCAGCUGUUACCACCCACCUCCCCGACCCCUCCACACACACGUGCACAAAUCUACACAUAAUCAGAGUCUCCCUUAUUGCAUAACCACACGGGGAAAAUAAUCGCGUAUACACGUCCAUUGCAUUCAUUUCACGGUGCAUUGUACCGCUGUGGUCAGUGUGUGAACGUAUAGACAAGUAUUAUACAUUCAGACAAUCAACAACAGCAAGAAUACCACCACCACCACCAACAGCAGCAUCACCAACAUUGACAGCAGCACAAUCAGCAACGCUCUCAGCAUCAGCAGCAAAAGCAGGCGCAGGCUGUAGCCCGGGUGAGGAGGCGAACUCGGCGUCAGAGAGGGACGAACAGCAGCGGCAGCAGCAGCAGCAGCAGGAGGAGGAGGAAGAGAAGGAGGCGAUGUCUGGAGGCGCGGAGGUGCCGGGCGGGGACGCGGCGCAGGCGGGGCUGGCGGGGCUCCUCGCCUCGCUUCCCGGGGUCCCACCGAGUCCCGUGCGGGACCUGCGCGCGCGGUACACCAAGAUCUUCAUCGGAAACGAGUGGCGCGACUCCAUCAGCGGCAGGACCUUCCCGACCUUCGACCCCGCGAGCGGAGAGAAGCUCUGCGAUGUGCAGGAGGGAGACCACGAGGACGUGAACGUCGCGGUGGUGGCGGCACGGGAGGCGUUUGUGCUGGGCUCCCCGUGGAGGCGCAUGGACGCGUCGGACCGCGGGGUGCUGCUGUCGCGUCUCGCCGACCUGGUGGAGCGGGAGCGCACCACGCUUGCCACGCUGGAGUCGAUGGACUCGGGGAAGCCCUUCCUGCCGGCGUUCUUCGUGGACGUGACCGGGGCCGUUAAGACGCUGCGCUAUUUCGCCGGCUGGUGCGACAAGAUCCAAGGGCGCACCAUUCCCGUGGAUGGCGAAUACUUCACAUUCACACGGCACGAGCCCAUCGGGGUGUGUGGACAGAUCAUCCCGUGGAACUUCCCGCUGCUCAUGUUCAUUUGGAAGAUUGCACCGGCCCUGAGCUGCGGGAACACCGUGGUCGUGAAGCCAGCCGAGCAGACGCCACUCACCGCCCUCCACGUGGGAGCACUCAUUGCCGAGGCCGGGUUUCCGCCGGGCGUCGUUAACAUCGUGCCGGGAUUUGGCCCCACGGCCGGGGCGGCUAUCGUACAGCACCCAGACAUCGACAAGAUCGCGUUCACCGGCUCCACCGAGGUGGGGAAGUUGAUCCAGGAGGAGGCCGGCAAGAGUAACCUGAAGCGCGUGACGCUGGAGCUUGGCGGGAAGAGCCCCAUCAUCGUCUUCGCCGACGCCGACCUGGACGCGGCGGUGGAGCAGGCGCACCAGGGGGUGUUCUGGAACCAGGGCCAGUGCUGCACGGCGGGAUCUCGCGUCUACGUGGAGGACCCCGUCUACGACGAGUUCGUGCGGCGCAGCGCGCAGCGGGCACGCGUGCGCCGCGUCGGCCACCCCUUCUGCCCGAGCACUGAGCACGGGCCACAGAUUGACGAGAAGCAGCGCUCCAAGAUCCUGGAGCUGGUGCAGAGCGCGCUGGAGGAGGGGGCGCACUUGGAGUGCGGCGGCGUGGCCUGCGAAGGACGAGGCUUCUACGUGCAGCCCACGGUGUUCUCCGACGUGCCCGACAGCGCGCGCAUCACUCGCGAGGAGAUCUUCGGGCCCGUGCAGCUGAUCAUGAGGUUCGACUCGCUGGAGGACGUGGUCGCCCGCGCCAACGCUUCCCCGUACGGCCUGGUGGGCGCCGUGUUCACGCGCGACCUGGAGCGCGCCCUCGCCGUAUCGGCCGCGAUGCAGGCCGGCACCGUCUGGAUCAACUGCUACAAUGCUAUGAAUGCGCAGAGCCCGUUUGGGGGCUACAAGAUGUCCGGGAAUGGCCGUGAAAUGGGCGAGUACGGCCUGCAGGAGUACACCGAAGUAAAGACGGUCACGAUCAAGAUUUCGCAGAAAAACUCGUGAAGACGUCGUUGAUUUUCCUUCGUUGUUUUCCUCAUCACUAUUAUCGUUUAUCAUUAUUAUUAUCAUCAUCAUCAUCAUCGUCGUCGUCAUCGUUAUUAUUCACAAGCGCUUUGAAGGUACACGAAACGAUUUAAAAAAAGGAGUUGAUGGGGUAGCACGAGGCAUUGCAAAAUUAUUCUACAAAUAUCUCUCUGCCCCCCCCCCCACCUCUCUCUUGUGCGAGGGAGGCAUUGAGCCUAGGAGUACAGUACAAUGCAGGGCUUAACGGGCACGACUGUUUUCUGGGAGCGUCGUUCACAGUCUUUGUUGUUGUUUAACCCGUACACCUGGAGAGGUCAUUGGUUCAUUGCGGAGAGAGAAACAACGAAACGAUUGCACUGAUGCAAUUCACCUCGCAUAGUUGCUAAAAAAAAAAACCUCAAGAGGUCAGAAUGAUAUUUUUUUACAAAAACAAAUGAAACAUUUGGAUAACUCUAGCGGGUGUGAGACGACUCGUGUAAACAUGCGCGCGUUUUGUUACAAACGCGUUCAUUGGGGCCGUGGCUAUUGACAGCCAAUGAUGUGUCUGGCGUUGCAUUAGAAUGAUUUACAUCCCUUCGGCAAUCCACCGCUGGAUGAAGGCCUCCCCAUUGCAUUCAUCACCAUCAGCCAUCAUCAAUCCACUGCUGGAUGAAGCCCUCACUUCAUUCAUCAUCAGCAGCCAUGAUCAAUUCACUGCUGGAUGAAGCGGUCAAUUGCAUUCAUCAUCAUCAGCCAUGAUAAAUCCACUGCUGGAUGAAGCCCUCAUUUGCAUUCAGCAUCAUCAUUAGCCAUGAUAAAUCCACUACUGCUGGAUAAAGCCUUCCCAUUACAUUAUCAUGUUAAUAUUCCCCAAUAUAUUUGAAGUACAGACACAUUCGCUGGGAAGACAUUGCCCCUGUUUUGGUAAAACGACCGUGACGCUUCGAUUUGUCUUUCCUGCACAAACAUUAAUACAAAAACAGGCCUUUUUCACAAGUCCCGGAAGAUCAAAACUAAAUUCCAACGCAAUAAUAACGUCUGUUUCUUCGAUUUCAACGUUUAAUUGUACAGCGUUUGUUUUUACCCAGUCUAGUUAACACCACCACCCCCCCCCGCGCGCGUUACCAGUACACGCGUAUGCGCGCGUGUCAGAGGAGCGACGCUCACAACAAUGAGCAGAGCGCCGAGUUUGGCUAAAGCACAGCAAGUUGGCACAGGAGGGGGUGUGGGGCACCGGCGGUGCAUCGGCCACUCAUCUCAGUCAGUUGACCCGUGGCACCCGCUGGGUCUGUCCCGUGACCCCCUGCCAGCGAGCCGUUCGACACUUCACGUGGCCUUAACGUGCACCUAGCUUGGCACAAGCGCCGUGGUGACGUCACCGCCACUCAGUGGCGAAUGGCGGUUGGUUGUGGUUGUUGGUGGUGUCAGAGGAAACCUCGCAGCGACGGUGGGACCAGUUUGACACCUUCCCGCGCGCGCUUGUGCCUCGAAGGCACAGUCGGCCUCGACUGCGGACAAAACAAAAAGCAGAAGGAAAAAAAAACACACCAAAAAAAGCAGGACCCUUCUAUGAAAUGUGUUUUUAAUAAACUGUCUUUUGUUUGACUACGUUUUUUUUGUGUGUGUGUGUGUUAAACCCGAAAACAACUUGCGCAUUUAUUGUUAAUACUGCGUACUAUAUAUCUGAAUGUUAUCCGUAACAAUACUGUAUCUUUUAAACGUUUUUCUGUGUUUGUUACGCUUUUUUUAUCAUCAUCAUUAUACGGCUGUUAUAAAUUUACAAAAGAAAA